AUGGCAUAUAAUUUGCGUUACAAUCGUGCCGCUUAUUUGGAUGCAUUGGCUAGCGAACUGUGUAAGCAUAAAAUUAUGAAUUUUGUACCUUCGAUACCAGUGAAGCAGCAGCGUCUUGUGCGCCAAAUGCAGCAGAGGCAGUUCGGCGGUGGUGAUGAGAGCGAAAUACCGGAUUUUGAAAGCCUUCGAAAAGCGGUGGAAAGCGUAAUUUCUUCUGGGACAGCAAGAAGCAACGAAGAUAAUCAGGCGGGUCCAUCCCAGUUGCAUCAUAUCGGGUCUGCACCAGUGUCUGUAUUGCCUCAAGUCAGUACCGGUACUUUCAUGGGACAGCGAGAAUUUUGGCAAGGUUGA
Messenger RNA from Gongylonema pulchrum, 351 nucleotides. Lineage: Eukaryota; Metazoa; Nematoda; Chromadorea; Rhabditida; Gongylonematidae. The record is from the annotation of a GenBank genome assembly.